AUGUUGGCGAGUAAACGUUUGCUCUACUGUUUGAAACAUAGAGGUCCGUGGACGUGUUUGCGCAAGAACGUCACAAAAUGGUCACCUGUUGGGGCAGCUUUCAAUGGCAAACCCCACACCAGACUGGAAAUGUUUGAGAAAAGUGUGGGUUUGUUUGGUGUGCCAGAGCUGAGUUCACCAGCAGGAUUUCAGGUGGCAACACAGACGGCUCUAAAGAACACACAGCUACUGGUUGAAAAGGUCUGUUCCUCUACUCCAGGGGUGGAGACUGUCACAGCUUUUGAUCAGCUCUCAGAUGGCCUUUGCAAAGUGGCAGACCUGGCGGAUUUUGUUAAAGUGGCACAUCCGGAUCCCAAGUAUCGCGAGGCGGCAGAGAAGACCUGCAUUGAUAUAGGCACCGUUGUCGAGAAAUUGAACACCAAUGUGAAGCUAUGCAAGAGUUUAAAAAAACUGCUGGACAACCCAGACCUUUUGGCUCAGUUGGACCCAGAUACAAGGAGAGUCGCAGAGUUAUUCAUGUUUGACUUCGAAAUCAGCGGGAUUCAUCUGGAUGAUAAACUGAGGAAAGAAGCGGUAGCUCUCCACGUAAAGCUUUUGGAUUUAAACAAUGAAUUCCUGGUUGGCUCUCACAUGCCUAACAGAAUCGCAAGAUCUGCUAUUCCCGAACAUCUUCAAUUGCACUUUGCCAGCUCAGGAAGUUUCUUAGAAGUUGGGGGAUUACACGCAGACUCACCGGAUGAUCUGGUACGUGAAAUAGCCUACAGGAUUUACCUAUAUCCUAACGCAGAUCUGAUGGAGUGUCUGGAGGAGCUUUUGAGAUGCAGACACAAGUUGGCCACACUGGUGGGAUAUGAGUCCUAUGGCCACAGAGCAUUAAAGGGAACGAUGGCAACCACACCAGAAACGGUGAUGAGGUUUCUUCAGCUGUUAACAGACCAGCUGUCAGACAGAACAGAAAAGGACUUCAAGAUGAUGAGCAACAUGAAGAAAAAACUUAACCCUCGGAAUUCUGAGCUUAUGCCGUGGGAUCAUCCUUUCCUCAGUGGAGUUUUGCGUGCUGAAAGGUACAACAUUGAACCCAGUCUGUACAGUCCCUACUUUUCUCUGGGGGCCUGCAUGGAAGGUUUGAAUAUCCUCUUCUCUCGGCUUUAUGGUGUUUCCCUCAUGUCUGAGCACCCGAGUGCUGGGGAGGUGUGGAGUGAUGACGUGCGCAAAUUGGCUGUGGUUCAUGAAACAGAGGGGUUACUUGGAUAUAUCUACUGUGACUUUUUCCAACGGCAAGACAAACCUCAUCAGGACUGUCACUUCACCAUCCGUGGUGGUCGGUGGUGCCAGGAAACUGGUACAUAUCAGCUACCUGUUGUGGUUUUGAUGCUGAGCCUGCCCCACCCCACCAGAAGUGCACCUACCUUGCUUUCCCCUGGAAUGAUGGAGAAUCUCUUCCAUGAGAUGGGCCACGCCAUGCAUUCAAUGCUGGGACGCACUCGUUACCAGCAUGUUACUGGAACUAGGUGUGCAACAGAUUUUGCAGAAGUUCCCUCUAUUCUUAUGGAGUACUUUGCCUCCGACUAUCGAGUCGUCAGCCAGUUUGCACGUCAUUAUGAAACUGGACAGCCUCUGCCAGAGAGCAUGGUGACCCGCCUAUGUGAAUCCAAGAAGGUGUGCGGCGCUGCAGACACCCAACUUCAGAUUUUCUAUGCAGCGUUGGACCAGAUUUACCAUGGCAAACCCCAAAAUCACACUACCACUGAAAUCCUGCAGGAGAUGCAGCAAAGGUUCUACGGCUUGCCUUAUACACCUAAUACAGCGUGGCAGCUGAGAUUUAGCCAUCUUAUUGGUUAUGGAGCCAAAUACUAUUCUUACCUCAUGUCCCGAGCGGUGGCCUCCAUGGUGUGGAAGCAGUGCUUCUUCCAGGAUCCUUUAAAUCGGGACAUGGGUGAGCGUUACCGCCGAGAGAUGCUAGCCCAUGGAGGAGCUAAAGAGCCCAUGUUGAUGGUAGAAGGUAUGCUUCAUAGGCGACCCACCAUAGAGGACUUUGUGGAGGCACUGGUGUCAGAGCUACAGCCAAACUUUGAAACAUUCAUCAUGGACUCUGAGAGUUGA
Messenger RNA from Nerophis lumbriciformis (worm pipefish), 2103 nucleotides. NCBI's taxonomy places the organism in Eukaryota, Metazoa, Chordata, Actinopteri, Syngnathiformes, Syngnathidae. The record is from RefSeq and is a predicted model, not a curated record.